Sciurus carolinensis (gray squirrel) is the source of this 1761-nucleotide messenger RNA. It is a transcript of the gene Pitx3, whose product is annotated as paired like homeodomain 3. The transcript is spliced from 4 exons. The record is from RefSeq and is a predicted model, not a curated record. Gene Ontology annotation, molecular function: DNA-binding transcription factor activity, RNA polymerase II-specific; RNA polymerase II cis-regulatory region sequence-specific DNA binding. Gene Ontology annotation, biological process: anatomical structure morphogenesis; regulation of transcription by RNA polymerase II. Gene Ontology annotation, cellular component: nucleus. The coding region runs from base 141 to 1049 and encodes 302 amino acids. NCBI's taxonomy places the organism in Eukaryota, Metazoa, Chordata, Mammalia, Rodentia, Sciuridae.
CAAGCGGCCGCCCCGGAGCAGGGGGCGGCCCCCACCCCGCCCGGGUGCCUGGCCCCUGGCCCCUGCCUGCCCUCCAGACCGUUACCGCCGCCGCCGCUAUCCCGAGUCUUCCUGCUGCGGGACGUACUAGCCCUGGCUCCAUGGAGUUCGGGCUGCUCAGCGAAGCGGAGGCCCGGAGCCCUGCCCUGUCGCUGUCAGACGCCGGCACUCCCCACCCUCAGCUCCCAGAGCACGGCUGCAAGGGCCAAGAGCACAGCGACUCGGAGAAGGCCUCUGUCUCGCUCCCCAGUGGCUCCCCCGAGGAUGGCUCACUGAAGAAGAAGCAGCGACGGCAGCGCACGCACUUCACCAGCCAGCAACUGCAGGAGCUGGAAGCGACCUUCCAGAGGAACCGCUACCCUGACAUGAGCACACGCGAAGAGAUCGCAGUGUGGACCAACCUCACCGAGGCCCGCGUGCGGGUAUGGUUCAAGAACCGGCGCGCCAAGUGGAGGAAGCGCGAGCGCAGCCAGCAGGCAGAGCUGUGCAAGGGUGGCUUUGCAGCGCCGCUCGGGGGUCUGGUGCCGCCCUAUGAGGAAGUGUACCCCGGCUACUCGUAUGGCAACUGGCCACCCAAGGCGCUCGCCCCGCCGCUCGCCGCCAAGACCUUCCCGUUCGCCUUCAACUCAGUCAACGUGGGGCCUCUGACAUCGCAGCCCGUUUUCUCGCCACCCAGCUCCAUCGCCGCCUCCAUGGUGCCCUCAGCCGCUGCUGCCCCGGGCACUGUACCAGGCCCCGGGGCCCUACAGGGCCUGGGCGGGGCCCCUCCCGGGCUGGCUCCGGGCGCCGUGUCCUCCGGGGCAGUGUCCUGUCCUUACGCCUCGGCCGCCGCAGCCGCAGCUGCAGCCGCCUCUUCUCCCUACGUAUAUCGGGACCCAUGUAACUCGAGCCUGGCCAGCCUGCGGCUCAAAGCCAAACAACACGCCUCUUUCAGCUACCCCGCUGUGCCCGGGCCACCCCCGGCUGCCAACCUUAGUCCAUGCCAGUACGCCGUGGAACGACCCGUAUGAGCGGCGGGCGGGUGGAUCAUCCCUUAGGGUGGGGUCAAUAAUUCACAGCUUCCCCGCACUGGGGUCCUCUAGACUGGUUUGCCCCCGCCCCAGUGUCUGAGAGGGGUUCAUAGGCAGCUGAGAGGCGGCUAGCUCAGGAUCGGUCCUUCCCCCUCCCGGCUCUAAAGGGCGGACUGGGCCCUACAUGCAGAUCACGACCCCGGGACUAAGUCCUGGAAUAGGGACCAGCCCUCCCGGGCCAACUCACCCUUGGUCCAUCCCGCCUUCUCCAGACUCCCUCUACCCCGUUUUCAAAGAUAAAUGAAAUAAAUGUACGCGGACUGUCAAAGGUCUGAUGAUUCAAAGUUGCCGUUGAGCCCUCAUCCCUUCAACCUCCCCCAUUGUCUAAAGGAGAUCCGGAUGCAGAGGAAGGAGGUGAAGGUCCAGGCUUCUGGGGCUUCAGUCCCAUUCACUCCCCUCAAGAAUGGGGAAGCCAGGAUUCCUGGAGCAAAGGGGUGCACGCGUGCGUGGAAUUGAACCAGUCACUUGGCUGGCAUCGGUCAAAGCUGGUGCUGCUUCGCCACCUUGUGGUCUCAGGGAGAACAGCUGGUAGGUCUGGUCUCCAACGCUUGCAAGGAUCAAUUCUGCAACUUAGGAAGCCUACGACUUAUAGAUAACUCCGCCUUUCUGCACCUGUUUCUCACUGUUCCUAUGAGGGGCUUGGGCCUCUAAC